GGCCUGUAUAUGUACUAGUAAUAUACAAAAACUUUGUGCCCCGGAUCCAAAUACUAGCCAUAUGGAUAAUUCUGUUGAUGUACCUUGGAUGUUUCCAUGACCCACACAAUCUGGUUUUAGUGACAGCUGUAGGGCUGGUUCCUGUGACAUGCCAUCUGCUGUGUCUGUCCCUGCUGAUCUACAGGGGUGACUAGCCACCUCUAUUGGCCACCCACUAAUACUCGCCCCUGCAGAGAUGAUCACCUUAUUCAGUGUUUACGAGGUGGGGAAGGGUUUCAGCUUGACACGAGCUCCAUCUUGCCUUUAGUGAGAGACGUCGCGGUUAAGAGGGAUACUCAAGGGCUUUGUAUAAAUCGAAUAAUCCAGUGCUAUAAAUAUGGAUCGUUUCUGUCAACAUGUGAGAUCGCCAUCUGGUGGCCAGUUCGGAGUCACGGGUUGAUGAAAGUCGUGCUGCAUGUUUUCCGGCUGUCGCCGUGGUCUACUGAGUCAUGUGACCCAAGAAGUUGGACGCCAAUUGGUACAGCCGAAGUGGGGGACAGAGCGAAGCCCUAUGCAGCCGGCGCUGCGUGUCAGUGCGGAGACCCCCGGACCGUCACCGCGCCGAUCCGCUGAGGCUUACUGGAGGAGAAGCGCGGCGGGGCAUUCCCAUUCCCGCAUCCCACAGCUCGUCUAUCUCCCGCUUUACCUACUACGGCGGCUUUUCGGGGCUCUCGACGACGGGAUUAACCUCUAACGUUUCUGUCAGUGCCACUGCCGGUGUGUGGGAGCUGCAGCUCGAUAGUCCCGAAAGCGGAUCUACAUGCUGCGGUGUGUCCCCGUCAUUCUGGCGGCAGGCGGCGGCGGCAGGCGGCGCCAGCAUCCGAGUCGUGCCGUGGAGAGGUGUCGCUGAUCCUGCGGCGGGCUCGGACCUCGGAACCGGAGCGGAAGAGGCGAUGAUGCCAGCAUGAUCCCCGCAGAUGGGCUCCCUGGACAUGAGGCGAGCCGGGCCGCGUGGAGGAGGCCGAAGAGGAGCUCCCCGGAGAUGCUAUACCUGCUGCCCGCAGUUCUGGUGUGGCUCGUCACGGGCACCACCAUCUCCAGCCUGAACAAGUGGAUCUUCGCUGUGUACAACUUCAGGUACCCGCUGCUGCUGUCUGCGCUGCACAUGCUGACGGCCAUCGUGGUGGAUUACGGCCUCCUCCGGCUGCAGUUGGUGGGUGCGGUGACGGCUGCCCGGGGUCAGCUGACUGCCGCUGCAAAGCUCAAGGUCUUUCUACUGAGCCUGACCUUCUGCGCCAGCAUCGCCCUGGGGAACGUGGGCCUCAGCUACGUGCAGCUGUCCUUCGCGCAGAUGAUCUACACGACCACGCCGAUCUUCACGCUCGCCAUCUCCACGCUGAUCCUUGGCAAGCAGCAUCACGCCCUGAAGUACACGGCCAUGAUGCCUAUCUGCCUGGGCGCCUCCUUCAGCGUCAUGGGCGAGCUGCAGUUCGACCAGACCGGCUGCCUCUUCGUCUUCGCCGCCACCAUGCUUAGGGGGGUCAAGUCUAUCCAGCAGAGCAUCCUGCUCCAGGAAGAGAAGAUCCCCUCGGUGUUCCUGCUCUACCUGAUGGCCAUUCCCAGCUUCUGCAUCCUGGCCGUGGCGGCGCUGCUGCUGGAGAACUGGGCAGGCCUGGCAUCGCCCUGGCACUACGAUCUGCGCCUCUGGCUCUGUAUCGGGCUGAGCUGCCUGGGCUCUGUGCUGUACAACCUGUCGAGCUGCUGCGUCAUCGCGCUCACCUCGGCCGUCACGCUGCACAUCCUGGGGAACCUCUCCGUGGUGGGCAACCUGCUGCUGUCGCAGCUGCUGUUCGGCAGCGAGCUGUCAGCGCUGAGCUGCGCGGGAGCUGCCCUCACACUCUCUGGCAUGCUCAUCUACCAGAACUGCGAGUACAUCGCCGGAUACCUGGACUCGCGGCGGCCCGCCAGGGCGGCACACCCAGCAGCGAGUGUCAGCGACUGAGGGGGGGCGCCGCAUGCGCGUCGUGUCUCCCAGGGAGACGCCUGACGCCAGUGAGAGGCUUAGGGUUUGGGUUUGAGCCCUUGGGCAUUGUCCGGGGGGGGGGGGGGGGGUCCUACUUGCUAGUCACCUCGAGGGCUGAUCCAGUUGGUACAUGACUGUGGCGGAAUGCAUGCAGCUCCCCCCCACAGCGCAGGGGGCUAGUGUGGCCCUCCUAUCCUACCUUGUCACUGUGAUUUCUUUCGAGGGGACAGCAGAGAGGUUCCAGUGCACUGAGGACGGUCCCUGGCACUGAAGGCAGCUUUGACUGGCUGUGGGAUUGUUUUAAAACUAGGUGACCCCCCCCCCCCCACCAAGUCUGUCAGCUUUGUGUUUUGUUUACAUGAGUGGUGGUUAAAUCUGAGGUUGUGCUCACUUAGCUUU
Messenger RNA from Paramormyrops kingsleyae, 2401 nucleotides. RefSeq names its product solute carrier family 35 member E4 (gene slc35e4). Lineage: Eukaryota; Metazoa; Chordata; Actinopteri; Osteoglossiformes; Mormyridae. The record is from RefSeq and is a predicted model, not a curated record.